AAGCAUGAGGACACAUGGAUUCUUCCGUUUCAUUGCCUCCGCAAAAUUUAAAUUCCGCCGUAAGCGAUUUCGAAAACCGUUAAAGGUUAUGCUCUUCGCUUUAAUGUUCUGUUAUUAUGGCCAACGGAUUUUUGGCUUCCUCCAUCCUCCUCACAGCGACGAAUACAACUUCGCCAUAGCCUCUGAUGACGAGUCAGAGUUAUGGCUCAGUCCUAGCCGCAAAGCGGUGCAGUUAUCCAGCGUCUACCCUGCUGAUGAUAGCAGUGCGUUGACUUAUAAAAAUUUGCGGAUCUGGCCCAACAAAAUUGCUAACGGGGACAAAAUUCAUGCAGUCACGGAUGAGAUAAUUACGUCGUUAAACCAUAAAACCUCAAAGAAAUAUUUUCUGAAGAGAAUUCACAAGGUUUUAAACAUCCCAGAUCCAGUUCAUGGCGAUCUUUAUUCUGUAGAUCUUGAGCUCGGUUUACAAGACGUCAGUCAAUCAUUUCGUUUAUCAGAGCAUGUGUUUGGUAAGGAUGCCAACCACAACUUGUGUUUUCCUCGAGGUAUGAGCUGGAACAAUAAAGCUAAGGUGUACUUUAUUCUCCCUGUCAAGGAACAAGGAAGAUGGGUGUAUCAUUUUAUAAACGAAAUCACAAUAGCCAGCUCUUUAACGGGCGAUACGAACUUUCAUGUCAUUGUUGUUGACUUUGAAAGCGAGGAUAUUGACAUGACAAAGGCAUUUAACAGCACUCUUCUUCAUAACAGACACACGAUUAUUCCAUUAAAAGGGAAAUUUUACAAGACACUGGCUUUGAACAAAGCUGUUGAGCAUAUUCCAAGUAUACAUGACGUUUUGUUUUUGUUUGAUCUCCAUAUCGACGUUCCCUUGGACAUAUUGGACAGCGUUCGUAAGAACACUGUAGAAGGACAUCUUGUUUACGCUCCCAUUGUAGGCCGGUUGCACUGUGGCAGUACGUAUGUAGAUCAUAAAGGUUAUUGGGAAAUGGAAGGAUUCGGCUUAAUGAGCAUUUAUAAAUCAGACUGGGUGAGGUUUGGAGGAAUGAACACCAAGGACUACAAUUACAAAUGGGGCGGAGAGGACUGGGACUUACUCGACCGUGUCAUCAAUGCUGAGUUAAAAGUUGUUCGAAUAAAGCACCCGGGUCUAUAUCAUCAUUAUCAUACAAAACACAAAUCUUGGAAUUAACAUACGCCGUGCAAGUGAGUCCAACAUAGAGAAUUACGAACUCCCGUUCCGUCAGCCGUUAUGAAAGCGCAAGUUCAAUAUGCUUGACGGCGUGCCGUGCGGGAGCCAAGGAAACUGGGUCUAUUACACGAAAUCGAGGCUUGCCAGGGGACUCCCCAGAGUAAAAAAGAAAACAAUGAUAGGAGGCCCUUUUUCCUUUGAGGAGGAGCACCGAUGGUGUCGCUGUGAGUCAGCAAUGCGGUUUUAAUGUCUCUCCAGAUGGUUGAUUUGCAAUUGUUUGCUCUGUAAUAUCUUUAACCUUAUUUCAGAUUCUCCGAAGAGAUACUUGAAAUAUUUAUGUCUUAUUUGGACCAUUUGAGGGCUACCAACACAGAACUGAAGUUAUCUCUACCAAAACAAAGUCCUUGUAAAACUCCAUAUUUUAGUUAUUGACUCUUCCGUUAACCUGACUCAAUUGCAUUGUGAUCAGCUAGUUUUUGUCAUCCGAUAAUACAACUUCAAGGGUACCUUCACUUAAUAGGUUGCAAAUAUUUUUUAGUACGAUUCUUAACGAUGUAAUUGCAAUAAUGUGAACUAAACACACAAACUACUUUUCCAAAAAAUAUACUGUAUUUGUAGGAUGA
Messenger RNA from Pocillopora damicornis (cauliflower coral), 1812 nucleotides. Its product is annotated as beta-1,4-N-acetylgalactosaminyltransferase 3. NCBI's taxonomy places the organism in Eukaryota, Metazoa, Cnidaria, Anthozoa, Scleractinia, Pocilloporidae. Gene Ontology annotation, molecular function: acetylgalactosaminyltransferase activity. The record is from RefSeq and is a predicted model, not a curated record. Gene Ontology annotation, cellular component: Golgi cisterna membrane.